UUAAAAGUUCAAUCAGUUUUUGAACCGAACUAUCGGUAGCAUCGGUGUUUCAAGCUGGGCGCGCGUGGUUCAAGAUCUGAGCAUUCGCCAUGAGAUUCACUACUAGUUCAAUUUCCCUUCUCUUCUUUCUUCUAGGCGCUUCGGCGUCAACAGGUAUUACAGGGGAUGUGAUGACGGAUGGAGAACGUAUUUUAGGAGGAACCAAAGCCCAAGAGGGCGAAUUUCCAUUCAUCGUUUCUAUUACAAAGAACGGCGAGCAUAUUUGUGGCGGAUUCAUUUACAAUCAACGUUUCAUAGUCACGACAGCUUCAUGCGUCCUAAAUUUAGUGCCGUAUGAUGUUACCGUAGUUGUCGGUCAAGUAUCACUGAUUUCCAACGAUCCGUUUGAGAGUCGCUACCAAGUCGUCAGUAUCAUCCCUCACGAAAAUUAUGAUAAUGUCCUUGGUUUAAAUAAUCUUGCAGUUAUUGAGACAUCGAGUUCCAUUUUAUUCACUCCCGAUCAUAUUGAGUACAUCUACUACAACGAGGAUAACAUGACAGUAGGAGCUACCGUCAUGGGCUGGGGAACUACCCAGGAAGGAGGAUUACCUUCAAUUGAUUUACUGAAGGCAGAUGUGACAAUAUCGACCGACUGCGUCGUUUACGGUAGCGAAGAGUAUCAACCAAACUAUAUGAUUUGCGCAGGAAGUCCGACAUCCAGUCCUUGCCAAUACGACGAUGGAUCACCGCUUGUACAAGGCGAUAUAGUCGUCGGUAUUGUAUCGAGAAAUACGGGAUGCGGCCAGGACAUUCUGCCGACUCUUUACACCCGGCUGUCCAGCUAUUACGCCUGGUUGAACAGGAACGCCGGCCAGCAACCACCCAUGUCUGGCUAACCGAAUUUGUACCUGAAAACAGAAGAAAAUGAAUGGAAUUCUUGAGUAAAUCCUUGACAAGCCUUACAAUGUAAAUAAAACGACAUCAAAUUGAAA
Messenger RNA from Daphnia magna, 971 nucleotides. Its product is annotated as trypsin. NCBI's taxonomy places the organism in Eukaryota, Metazoa, Arthropoda, Branchiopoda, Diplostraca, Daphniidae. The record is from RefSeq and is a predicted model, not a curated record. Gene Ontology annotation, molecular function: serine-type endopeptidase activity. Bases 90 to 875 code for a protein of 261 amino acids. Gene Ontology annotation, biological process: proteolysis. The transcript is spliced from 5 exons.